Molecule: messenger RNA, 3596 nt
Organism: Jaculus jaculus (lesser Egyptian jerboa)
Lineage: Eukaryota; Metazoa; Chordata; Mammalia; Rodentia; Dipodidae
Gene: Wipf3
Product: WAS/WASL interacting protein family member 3
Exons: 9
Coding region: 160-1536 (458 amino acids)
Biological process (GO): endocytic recycling; retrograde transport, endosome to Golgi; Arp2/3 complex-mediated actin nucleation
Cellular component (GO): WASH complex; early endosome; recycling endosome
Molecular function (GO): actin binding; gamma-tubulin binding; alpha-tubulin binding
Source: RefSeq, a predicted model, not a curated record
GGUCGCCCGGGAGCUCGCAGGCGGCGGGACGGAGCCCGGAGCCCGGAGUCCGACAGUGACGGAGACGCGGAGGGGCGGAGGCGGCCCCGGCUGGACCGGCUGCAGACCAGAAAUCACUUUCCUGGAACCAUCGUAAACAAGAAACACCAACACUGACCUAUGCCGGUGCCGCCGCCACCACCACCUCCUCUGCCUCCCCCUCCCCCACCUGUGGGGGCUCCUCCCCCUCCCCCACCACCAGCACCUCCGGUUAGCACAGAUGCUCCCAGCCUGAGAAAGCCAGACCCCAAAGGUCGGAGUGCGCUACUGGCUGACAUCCAGCAAGGAACUCGCCUGAGAAAAGUCACUCAGAUCAAUGACCGCAGUGCCCCACAAAUCGAGAGUUCAAAAGGAACCAGCAAAGAUGGAGGAGGCUCAGGAAACUCCCGAGGUGGAAGCACACCCCCAGCCCUGGGAGAUCUCUUUGCUGGUGGCUUUCCUGUGUUGCGACCAGCAGGUCAGAGGGAUACAGCAGGUGGCAAGACCGGACAGGCCCCUGGCUCCCGGGCGCCUUCUCCCCGGCUUCCCACCAAAGCCCUGGGCAGCCCGCAGCCCGCGCCCGCCUCCCCCAGGCUAGGCACCGCCUCCGAGGCGCCCGGCGCGGCCAGGCCGGUCCCUCCGCGCCCCAGCGUGCCCGCCCCGCCGCCGCCCGCCGCCUCCCCCAUCAAAGCCCCGCCGGUGUCCCCACCCGGCCCGCCCACCAAGGGGAACCCCGCCGCGGGGGCACCCCCGGUCCUGGGCGCGCCUCCGCCGCCCCCUCCGCCCCCCACGCCGCCCCCGCUGCCCCCGGCCGCGGCGCUUGGAGACAAGGCAGUCAGGCCCCACCUGGCGCCCCUGCACCUGCCGCCCAUCCCGCCCCCGCUCCCCCUCCUCCCGCCCUGCGGGUACCCCGGGCUCCAGGCCGAGCCCGCCAGCCCAGUGCAAGAGGUGCGCGACCCGCCCGCACCGCCGCCGCCGCCCCCGCCGCCGCCGCCGCUCCCCCCGUGCGCCCCCGGCUUCCCCAGGGCGCCUGUGCCUGUGCCCCCUCUGCCAGGCGCGAACAGCGAAGCCCCUCCCCCACUGCCCCCCAAGUCCCCCAGCCUUCAGGUGCCGAACGCCAACGCGCAGGCCUUGAACACCCCUCCGGGCCCUUUAGGCUCUCAGGGACUCCUGCCGAAGAAGAGACGAGGCCCAGGGCCCAGUGGGGGAAAGCUAAGCCGUCCUCCAGCACCGCCUGCAAGAUCACCCACAACAGAGCUUUCCUGCAAGAGCCAGCAGCCUGGGGGCCAGCUGCGGAAUGGAAGCCUGCACACCGAUGAAUUUGAAUCUAAAUUCACAUUCCAUUCUGUGGAAGACUUUCCCCCUCCGGAUGAAUACAAACCUUCGCAGAAAAUUUACCCCAGCAAAGUCCCCAGAAGCCGCACACCUGGUUCCUGGCUCCAAACUGAAGCAGCUGGUCAGAGCUCUGAUGACAUCAAAGGCAGAAAUUCUCAGGUGUCUCUGAAGGCACUCCGGUGAGAAGAUGGAUGAAGCCAAGGUCCUGGGUUUCUACUUCACUGGAUGGGUACUCCCAGGAAAAUGCAUCAACUCUACCAUAUCAAACUGCACUCAUCUCACAAUCAGGCUCUAAACAGAGCAUAUAUUUAUUGUAAAUACCUGAUUUGCACGACCGUUAAAGCAGCAUUUUAGCUAACUUUUAUUUGAGUAAUAUUUUUAAGACACCCAUAAUUUCUCCAUUUUUAAAAAUGCAUCUUAGCAUUUGCCUCUGUACAGAUGGAGCCCGCCCUACCCCACAGUGUCCACCUGACUGUAAACUUGCUCAUGGGCUGGCCCCUCCACUCCCCCAUUCUGAGUCGCUGUUCAGAGCAUCCUUAGUUUACAGGUAGACCCAAGUCAUAAGUAUCCACAAUGGCUUCUUAUUGGCACAACUUUAUAUUCUCAUCACACCAACUGCAAAAUCAAACCAAAUAAUGCCUUAUACGCAGUGUAGCUCAGAGGAAGUAGUUUGUGUGUUUCCCAGGCCCCGAUGGUGCCACACAGCCUCCAGUGAGCGAGAUGCCAUGUCUUGCUUCAAUUCAGCAGUUCAGGGAUGUCUUUCUGCUGCCUAAUGUAAAUAUAUCCCCAUACAAAAGUGAGCAGGGGCCAGCCCCUCGGAUGCCUUCUGCAGAGCCCCUUUUGUAACUGAAUUAUCUUACAAGUAGCCAAUGCUCUUACUGUUUACGAUGUCCCUAGUGCCCACAUCUCUGUCACUUUCCACUUGUCCUUCCAAGUUCCCAGCCUCAUCCUGGUAGCCAGGGUAAAAUCAGCUUUGUGAGAUUUCAGUAUGUAUAUUUUUUCUCCUGCAGGUUACAAGCAUACACAGCCCAUGAUUAUAGUAAGCUUCUUACUGGACCUGAGGUCCCCCUUCUCCACCCCCAUUCUGGGUGCAAUAUUUCCAUGGAAAACAUGACACAAAAGAGAACAAAAUAUCUUGUGCUAUAUGUGGCCUCAUGCCUACCUUUAGGAAUAAUCCGAGGAACACCCACCAGGCCAACCAGAGUCCCUUCCAGCUGAAGAGCACCGCCUGUGCCCUGCUGUGUGCACCUGAGGGUGGCAGGUGAUGCAUGCGGCAUGUUCAGCUGCCCCUGAGCCUCAAAGGAGUGAAAGUAUGUCUUUGCCUGACCCCAAACGCUCCCCAUCCAUAGGGAUGGGAGGGUGUGCUGUGACAGAGGAAGAAGAGAAAAUAGAAGGAAACAUACUGAUCCCUGCACUGAGCUCAAAAUAGGUACAAAUUAAAGGAACAAGAUGGGCAGUACUUGCUUAGGAACACCCCACUGAUGCACUCAGACCUCAAGGAUGUCCCUAGAAAGGAGGACAGGUAGGUCAUUCAGAUAACCACCAGGCUUGUCUGGGCAGAUUGAGCAAGGCCCCACUGAGGUAGAACUUUCUUUAAAGUUCCAGGUAGGAGAACUAGCCAGGUUCAGGUCCUAUCUCUGGUAUGGAUAACGCAGGCCAAACUGUGACAGUUAAAUUGAUGGAAAGGCAGCUUCUGCAGGGUGUUCUAUUGCUGAUUUGUUGUAUUGAUCCGGAAGGCUUCAGAAGGGCCAGAAUUUCCUGCAGUAGUACCCACUCCACCUCUACUCUUAGCACUUCAAUUGUGCAAAAUGGUAAUUAUAAAAGCCUUAAUCGUCAUGAUGAAGGCUAAGGCAAGGGCAGUUCCACCUCUGAAGUGGACUGCCCAUCCUGAGAGGGACUCACAUGCUCAUGCUGGGAGAAAAAAGUGAAAAUAAAUUAUUCAAAGACAGAGGAAACAAAUAACAACCAAAAAAUGGCAACUAAGGAGCAAUCUGGCAUAACUUCUGUCCUCAAGACUUGUUACUGAACCUAUGGCCCAGCUCAAGCAGUUGUACUGAGCUCCCUCUGGCAGUAUACCUGUUGAGCCCUUGACCAUGAGCCCACAGGUGCAAGUGCCCCUGUCAUCUUUGCUUAGUCUCACACUGUAGACUGUGACUCCCCCAAUAUUUUGCCUGUAUUUUAUAUUUAUUGAUGCCUCUUGCAGAUUCAUUUCUUUGUACCUAAUAAACUUUAAUAAGUGGAAA